AGGGGGCAGAGCCUAACGGUAAAUGUGGUGUCCACCUUAUCGCCGGCAAUCACCCUUCGUCUUAGAGCCAAGGCUUUCCUAGCAUUAAAGUUGGACGUGUAUUACCCACAAUCUCGCCACCACGGAACUGAAGCAAGGCUCAAAUCUUACAAUCAACUCCCCUAAUGAAGGGGUCGUCCGAAUUCCAUCACUGAGUGAAAACGCCGUGGUCGCGAUGGCGGCGGACGUCGAGGGGCACGGGUAUGUGCUGGUGGAGCACCCCUUCGAGUACACCGGCAAGGACGGACGCCUCGUAGCCAUCCAGCCCAACGAGCGCUACCGGCUUCUGCGCCGCAGCACCGAGCGCUGGUGGCACGUGCGGCGCGAGCCUGGCGGCCGCCCCUUCCACCUACCAGCACAAUAUGUGCGCGAGCUGCCGGCACUCGGCAGUGCCACCACCGCCCCGCCGCCGCCUGCGCCGCUCCCGGGCCCCGCAGCUCCCGAGCCUCUCGCCUACGACUACCGGUUCGUGAGCGCGUGGGCGUCCGCGGGCCCUGACGGCGCCCCCGCCGAGCCCCAGGGCCGUGCCAGCUCCCUGUGCGGCCCCGAGCGACGCAGUGGCGCGACCCCGCGCAGCAACCUGGCGCCUGGCCUGCCCGCCUGCCUGUAUGUGCGGCCCUCGGCGCCCGUGCGGCCAGCGCAGUCCCUGGACGACCUGGCACGGGCCACCGCCGUGCCUCCUGCCGGCCUCCUCGGGAGCGCCGGCCUCUUCAAGGCCUGCAGCGUGGCGGGCUCCUGGCUGUGCCCGCGGCCCCUGGCGCGCAGCGACUCGGAAAAUGUCUACGAGGCCAUCCUGGACGUGCGCGGCCCGCAGCGGGAGGAGAGCCCCGAGCAGGUGGACGAACCCCCGGAGCCCGUGUACGCGAACGUAGAGAGGCAGCCUCGGGCCACUUCGCCGGGCGCUGCCGCGGUCCCGCACCCCAGCCCGGUGUGGGAGACGCACACGGACGCCAGCACGGGGCGUCCCUACUACUACAACCCGGACACGGGAGUGAUGACCUGGGAGUCACCCUUUGAGACUGCCGAGGGCUCCGCUAGCCCAGCCACCUCCCCGACCUCGGUGGGCAGCCGCGAGAGCCUGGAGACCGAGUGGGGCCAGUACUGGGAUGAGGAGGGCCGCAGGGUGUUCUUCUACAACCCCCUGACCGGCGAGACCGCCUGGGAGGACGAGCCGGAGGACGACGAGCUGGAGAUGCAGCCGAGCCUGAGCCCCGGCAGCCCCAGGGACCCGAGGCCCCCCACCGAGACGGACUACCCCGAGUUGCUGACCAGCUACCCGGAGGAAGACUAUUCCCCCGUGGGCUCCCUCGGUGAGCCCGGCCCCACCUCUCCCUUGACCACACCCCCCGGCUGGUCUUGUCACAUCAGCCAGGACAAGCAGACGCUUUACACCAACCACUUCACCCAAGAGCAGUGGGUGAGGUUGGAGGACCAGCACGGGAAACCGUACUUCUACAACCCAGAUGACUCCUCCGUCCGGUGGGAGCUGCCCCAGGUCCCUGUGCCUGCCCCUCGAAGCAUCUGAAAAUCCAGCCAGGACAGUGACACUCCAGCCCAGACCAGCCCUCCUGAGGAGAAGAUCAAGACCCUGGACAAGGCAGGGGUGCUGCGUCGCACCAGGACGGUGGACGAGGCAAAGCGGCUCCGGAAGAAGCACUGGAGUGCCUCCUGGACGGUGCUGGAGGGUGGUGUCCUGACAUUCUUCAAGGACUCAAAGACCUCAACUGCAGUUGGCCCGAGGCAGCCUUCCAAGUUCUCCACCCCUGAGUACACGGUGGAGCUGAAGGGGGCCUCUCUCUCCUGGGCCCCCAAAGACAAAUCCAGCAAGAAGAAUGUGCUGGAGGGAAGAGGCCUACGGAGCCGAGAUGGCUCGGAGUACCUGAUCCAGCACGACUCAGAGGCCAUCAUCAGCACCUGGCACAAGGCCAUCGCCCAGGGCAUCCAGGAACCGUCCGCAGACUUGCCCCCGGAGGAGGAAAGUGAGAGCGGCAGUGUGGACUUCGGGUCCAGUGAGCGCCUGGGGAGCUGGCAGGAGAAAGAGGAUGACACGCGGCUGAGUACAGGUGCGCGUCCGCCCUGGUCCCCGGAGAGCGACCGGAAGAAGGUCCGGCACAAGCUCCGCAAGUUUCUGCAGAGGCGGCCCACGCUGCAGUCGCUGCGGGAGAAGGGCUACAUCAAAGACCAGGUGUUCGGCUGUGCCCUGGCAGAGCUGUGCGAGCGGAGCCAGGUGCCGCGCUUCGUGCAGCAGUGCAUCCGCGUGCGGCGGGCUGGGCCGGGCCUCCCGCCAGGGCUGGACAUCGAUGGGUUGUACCGCAUCAGUGGAAACCUGGCCACUAUCCAGAAGCUGCGCUAUAAGGUGGACCAGGAUGAGCGCCUCGACCUGGACGACGGACGCUGGGAGGACGUGCACGUUAUCACCGGCGCGCUGAAGCUCUUCUUCCGGGAGCUGCCCGAGCCCCUCUUCCCCUUCUCACACUUCCGCCAGUUCAUCGCGGCCAUCAAGUUGCAGGACCAGGCCCAGCGCAGCCGCUGUGUGGGUGACCUGGUGCGCUCGCUGCCCGCCCCCAACCACGACACGCUGCGGCUGCUCUUCCCGCACCUGUGCCGGGUGAUCGAGCACGGCGAGCAGAACCGCGUGUCGGUGCAGAGCGUGGCCAUCGUGUUCGGGCCCACGCUGCUGCGGCCGGAGACAGAAGAGACCAGCAUGCCCAUGACCAUGGUGUUCCAGAACCAGGUGGUGGAGCUCAGCCUGCAGCAGUGCUCGGAUAUCUUCCCGCCGCACUGACUGCGGACCUGGGACUGGGGCGGCUGGAGGCCACCUGGCUGGACUUCACCAAGACCCUCCGCCUCCCACCCGUCUGCAGGCGGUUGUGACGUCCGCACCCCCCGGUUCCGAGGCUAUGGUGACCCCUGGUGGGCAGUUCGCAAAAUGUGACUUUUCUGGGGCAUGUCCUGUUUGGGGUUAACCGGGUUCUGCUUUCUAGCGCGGCGCCGCCUGCUGUGCGCGUGCGACAGUGUGUGUGUGGGGGGGAGGUGAGUUUGCUGGGAGGGACCGCACUGGGAGGAGGAAUUUGGUGAGGGGCUUCCUGGCUGCUUCAGGCCUUCACUU
Molecule: messenger RNA, 3148 nt
Organism: Lemur catta (Ring-tailed lemur)
Lineage: Eukaryota; Metazoa; Chordata; Mammalia; Primates; Lemuridae
Product: rho GTPase-activating protein 27-like
Biological process (GO): signal transduction; regulation of GTPase activity
Cellular component (GO): cytoplasm
Molecular function (GO): protein binding
Source: RefSeq, a predicted model, not a curated record